CUAUUGGGAUAAGUCAACCAGCUUACCCUAUUGAAAUAAGUGAGCCAGAUGCUCAGGAAGCUUACAAGAAAGCACUUGAAGCAGGAAGUAAAGAGAUCCACCGCACACGGCUCAUGAUUGUUGGUCAAGAACGGGUUGGGAAAACAAGCCUGAUGAGGAAUCUUACUCGUCAAAGUUUCAACAGGAAUGAAUCAUCAACAGAAGGCAUCACGUCAUCAUUAAUUUGCAACAUAGACAUCCAACAUGCAACAUCUUGGCGUCUGCACCAGGAAGGAGGUGAGUCCAAUGACCCAACCAGCUUUCAACAGGAAUACAAGCAGGGUGUGGCCAGUGAAGUGGACUACAAUAUCAAUCAGAAAGUGAUGGAACAACUUCUAGCUCAUGAAAAACUAAUACGGAAUGCCUCAGGCGAUGCAGGAUCAGAACCACUUUCUUCACAAGGACAGGCAGCAACACAUACUGAAGCAGACAAAAUCAAGAAAAAAAAGUUGAGGAGAAGACAAGAAUCCGGCAACAUGGAGGAGCCAAUAGUUCUGAGCAUCUGGGACUUUGCUGGUCAAGAUUUAUAUUACACUACCCAUCAGACAUUUCUGUCUUCCCGGGCCAUCUAUGUGGUGGUGUUCAAUCUCUGCCAUGAUCUCAACAAACCAGUUCCUGAUUGUUCUUCAACUGCGCAGCAGGGACAGGCAAUGACCCCCAUUCAGUAUCUGGAUUUCUGGAUGCGUUCCGUGUACACCUACACCAAGGAGAACCCUUCCCAAGUCAGACUGGACCAGAAGUCCCCACCAAUCUUCUUAGUUGGGACUCACAGAAACAGCGUAGGGGGAGAGGACAUGCCAGACAAGGAACGCAAAGUCCUGAUAAAUGACAUUUUCACUCACAUAAGAAAAGAGCUGUGCACCAAGCCAUACUGGAGGUUCGUGGUGAAUGAUUUUUAUGCCAUAGAGAACUCUCUCCCAUCAAACAGCAAAAAGAUCUCCCACUUACGAGAUCACAUAGAGGCCACGGCAAGAAAAGAGCCCUACAUGGGUGAGGAGAUCCCUCUGCGCUGGCUCAAGUUUGAUCGGAACAAAAUGACAGAGGUAGCCAUCCGAUCCGCGCGCGGCACAGAGACACCCGUCCUGAACUUGAAUCAGAUAAAGAAGGCCUUUGGUGUUGAAGACGAAACUGAACUGUUGACGAUGCUGAAGUUCUACCAUGAUCUUGGCCACAUAAUAUACUUUGGAGGGGACGGUGACAAGAAAAGCCAGGCGCUGAAAGAUGUGGUCAUUCUGGAUCCGCAGUGGCUGAUUGAUGUCUUCAAGAAGGUCAUUACAGUUACGCCCCCUCAAAGACAGAUGACUGAUCAUGUCCAGUCUUGGAAUCGCCUCAAGGAAGAUGGCAUUUUGGAGGAUAUACUUAUCCGCCACAUGUGGCAAGACAUUCUUCCUAAGAAACAGGCUCUUCUGGAUCUGAUGGGCAAGUUUGACUUACUCUGCGAACGAGUCGAUCAGCACAAUGAUCCCACUAGCCCUACCGUUUCUUACUACGUGCCCUCGAUGCUGCAGAAGCGGUUCUCAGUCAGCCAGGAGAGUGACAAGCAGGACAACGCCAGCGUGUUUUUUGUGGAUUUUCAAGGAUUCCUUCCAGAUGGAUUGUUUCAUCGGUUGGUUGUACGAGCGUUGCGAUGGUCUCAGGAUCUGGGAGGAAAAGAUCCCAAUCUGCAGUAUGAACGUGGAAGUUUCUAUGUUGAUGUCCAACACGAGUUUGCGCUCCAACUUGCUCGCCAAAACAACCUUGCCUUCAUAAAAGUGAGUGUCAUGCGUGCACAAGUCGUCCAUACAAGACCUUUCAAACAACAAAAGACAACUGGGAAGAAAACACCAUCACCAGAUAUCACCAAAAAGGUCCAUGAUUUUGUAGAAGAAAAUCUACAAAACCUAAAAGACAUGUGGAUCAAGCGAAUCAAUUACACUCUCAGCGUUGAAUGCCCGUGCCAGCGCGGCUCACUUCACUUGUUACCUCUGGACAAGUGCUUGGAGAAUCCGGAGGUUUCCUGCAGGAUUGAGAAGUCACCUCAAAAAGUGAUCCCAACAAACCCAUUCCGAGCCAUGUUCAACCAGGAAAGCUCUGAGGAAGAACCGACAGCUAUUGAGGACAAGCAACCGUUUAGGUUCAUCCACCUGAGAGAGAUAGCUAAAGAGCUCGGUGGAGAAUGGGAGAGGUUGGCCACUUACCUUGAUUUCACACCGGCAGAAAUAUUCACGUUUAAGGCAGAUCACCCAGGUAGUGUUGGCGAUGCAAUUUUCUCCAUGCUUACAAACUGGAAGCAGAGGUUCAAGGGAGGAGACUCCGAAGUGGUGAAGAUGAAGAAACAGAUGGCAGAGGCACUUGGAAAAAUUGAUAAAAACGAACUGGCUGGUAAGGUGCAAAAAUACUAAAACAGUUACCAGCCCUACAUUUGUACUUCCGGUAGUGUACAGUGGAGAGCCAGAUCGAAUGGCAGAUUCAUGGGGUGAUCGAUUGGGCUAUAUACGCCCUCCCCCAUACUCCCCACUCCCCGCCCUAUACCAUCAGUAUGACCAAUGUUGAUGAUUUAGGUAUAUUUUAAUGGAAAGUUCUGACCUUUUUUUAAGUUUAGAGAAAGAAUAAGGUCAUACAACAUUGUGAAUCUUAAGUAAAUGCUUAAAUCCUGUAGUCUGUCUAUGCAUCGACUUCAACACCUCGGCCAGUAACUAAAUAAAAAAAAAAAAAAAAAAUCCUUGACCUUCCACUGGACUGGGAUUGGGGCUGUGUUGGGGAUCAACUUCUACCCCCUGCCAUUCCCCCUGCCCCUCCCUUCCCCGGUGGAAGGGGGGGGGGGGGGCUGAAGCCAAUAGCGCUUUUAUAAAUAUGUUACCUGUGGGUAACCUACUUGAGAGUAAUGUAUGUCUUAAAGGUUACAACAACAUCGAUCUUACUUCAAGGUUUUUUGUUUGUCCUGUUAGAAGUUCUACUUAAUAGAUUAAGACAUGAUGGGAAGUAUAAAAGCAAUAGUUUUUUUAUCAAACCAUUGCUGAUCAAAGUUGCCACAGUAUGCAGGCUAUCUUGUUAUACUUGCUACUCAUUUUUAGCUCAUUGCAGUACGAGUAAACAGCUCCCAUUUUACCAACACGUUAAAUGUUUCCCUUUUUGAUACAACUCGGUGUAUAUGUGUCCUGUACAGCAGUACUUUAAUCACACCAGUUUAGUAUUUCAUCCUCAUAUGCUAUGCCAUCACAAAUAUAUUUAAUAUGUCAUGAUGCCGAAUAUAUUCUGAAGUAGUUUAAGAAAGGUCAUCGACCAGCUGCAGUAUGCUGAUGUGCCUAUACCUCAGAAUUAAAGAAAUAUUUUACUGUAUGUCUUAUGGAUUAUUGUUAUGAGUUUGAAUGAAAUAAUAUUAAGAAGACAAACGCAACCUCAUAAUGAUGCUAAUAUAAUUCUUAUCUUGGAACAGUCAUUUUAUUCUUGUAACUAACGUAAUCAAACUGAGUAUUUUCGCUGUAAUACAACAUGGUUGUAAAAAAAAUGAAUCCACAUAUAGGCCUAGGCCUAUUUUAACAAUAGUUUUGGAUGGCUAUAUUAUAUUUCACAGUCUAAUGUAAUUAAUUAUGUCAUACUGUCAAACAUGCAUUAGAUAUGCAUUUGAAUCUGUUUUAGAUAAGCUGUUUAAGAAAGAUGUAUGACACUUGUUACAUGCUGUAAGGAUGAUGUGCCUUUACUGUACAGAGACAUUUUUUUAAUGUAUAUAAUCUGGUGAAUGAUUGUUUUGAUGUGUGUUCAAGAAAACAUUACAGCACAGAAAACUUAAUUUCAACUGGAAACGCAGUGUCCGUUAUUUAGAAACAAUUAAGCUUUACAGGGUGAGUAAAAAGACCCCGAAACCCAAAUGUUGGGACUA
Patiria miniata (bat star) is the source of this 3898-nucleotide messenger RNA. RefSeq lists its product as uncharacterized. NCBI's taxonomy places the organism in Eukaryota, Metazoa, Echinodermata, Asteroidea, Valvatida, Asterinidae. Bases 114 to 2420 code for a protein of 768 amino acids. Gene Ontology annotation, biological process: signal transduction. The transcript has 16 exons. Gene Ontology annotation, molecular function: protein binding. The record is from RefSeq and is a predicted model, not a curated record.